AUGGCGGGUACCCAGGAUUGUAUCCCCGACACCCUCCCCAGCAAUCAGGAGUGCCCCGGUACUUCUGCCUCCUGUUUCAGUGCUGCACAGCCUGGCAACAGCACAUCUAACCAUCCUCACACACGUUCGCAGUCUUCGCGUUCCCAAAAAUUCAUACCCGGUUCCGCGGGUGGCAGGUCUCAUUCCAGCAGGCCUAACCAUUCUACACCGCAGCAGGUUGUAGCUGUUCCCAGUAUAUUCCAGGAGCCGCUACCUCAGCCUACACCCACAGAAGGCGGAUCAGGAACUUUGUCAGAGGAGGAGGCGGAGGUACAACAAGAAACGCCCACAGCUGCCGAGCCGACCCCAGCCACCAGUGAAGUGCAAGGGGGGAAGAGAAAGGCAAAGAAGAAACACACAGCGAAGAAGAGUAAGAAAAGUAAGCCUUCCGACACCGAGGAUGAAUCAGGUACUCCCUCAUCAGAUUCUGACAGCGACGCCCCCUUGGACGAAAUUGGGGUCUUGGCAAGGAUGGCUCUGGGCUUCCUUUAUGGGUUCAUGAGAGGAGGGCUAACUCCCAUCGUAAAACUUUUAAUGGGUCCUUGGAAUGGAAGGGGGGUGCUUUAGUGGAGGACGUGAAAACGUCCACUAAUGUAUCCACUGAUUUCAUCCUGGGAAAUCACCUUUCCCAAAGGAAAAGAGACAAGAUUCUCAAUUGUGAUUAUGUAGCUAUUUUCACCUUGCUGCCACCGGCAAAGGUGUCGGGGAAAGGGGAAAAGAAACGUUCUUACGGGAAACGAAGGUAUAGGACACCACAGGCGGAACACAAUUUUGAGAACUGGCUGGACAGGUUCCAGGUCUUUAUGGGGAUGAUUUGUGCAUGUUACCCCAAACGCGCCAUGCAUCUAUUAGCUUAUAUGUCUCACGUAAGAAAGGCCUUUGCUCUGGCCGGGGAGGCAGCUGCGUUAACGUAUGAUAAUUUCCACAGAAAUGCUUCCUUGCUGCCCACCACCCGCUGGGACCUGAGGGACCAGAAUUAUUGGAUGGAACAUGUGGGUCCCUACGUUGAAAAGUAACCUUAGGACUCCUCUAAGUUCGGAAAGGUCAAGGCAAAAUGUUGAAAGCAGUGCUGGGAGUACAACAGGGGCGGUUGUAUGAGGCCAAACUGUAAGUAUAUACACGAGUGUGAGAAGUGCCUAGGCAACCACCCGGCCACGGCUUGUUUCAAAGGAAACCAUUACUAACAUGACCCUUGGUCAGGCCUUCUCACCAGUUAGGCUGCGACCUCUAAAAACCCUGCUUGAUCUGUACCCUAAUAAAAAAGCUGCAAAGUACCUUUGGGAGGGCUUUUCCCUUGGUUUCAGAAUCCCGGUUUCAUUCCUACCUAACUCUGGGGACCCACCAAACCAAAAAUCCGUAAAAGAAAUGCCAGAUAUUGCUAAGAAGAAAAUACAGAAAGAAAUUCUGGCUGGGAGCGUGGGAACCUCCUUUUGAGGGUUUACAUAUUUCACCAUUAGGUAUUGUUCCUAAGAAGGUCCCUGGCAAGUACCGCGUGAUACACAACCUUUCCUACCCAAGGGGGAGCUCAGUCAAUGACGCGAUACUGCAGGAGCUUUGUUCCAUGAAAUAUGCCUCCUUCGACCAAGCGGUAAAGCUUCUUCGUAGGUUUGGCAGGGGGGCACUUUUGGCUCAGCCUUUUGCCUCCUUCCAAUUCACCCGGAGGAUUUCCGCUGGCUGGGCUUUAGAUUUGAGAGGGCAUAUUUCAUAGACAAAGCUUUGCCCAUGGGGUGCUUGAUAGCAUGUGCAGCAUUUGAGGCCUUCAUCACAUUUUUGGACUGGGCUCUUCAAUUUAAAACUGGUUUGGAAGGGGUGGCACAUUACCUCAAUGACUUUAUUCUCGUGGCAAGUAAUAAGCAUGAGUGCGCAGCGCUGUUGCAAGCCUUCACCUCCCUGGCUGAGGAGCUUGGCAUACCUUUGGCUGCGGAUAAAACCGAGGGCCCAGUCACAACCAUGACUUAUUUAGGCAUAGAACUAGACACAAUUGCACAGACUUCCAGCCUACCCAAAGAAAAGUUAACUGCCCCCAUAAAAAAAGGGACUUCCGGGGGGCGGCGCGAACGGUAAUGGCGGUCUUCUCCCGACGGGAGAAGAAGCUCCGCUGAAAUCGGGCCGUCCGCUACGGCGAAGCGGAGACCCAACGAGAAAAACCCCAGGCAGCAAGAGCCUGGGGUCCUGAGGCUCGGCGGGCGCCAAGAGCAGCCCUCCAACUGCAGAAGGAGCCUCGUAAGAGGCCCGGAGCGUGGAGGGGGGCUGCGGCGCUGUGAGCCGUUUCACAGUCAGCGGAGUGAAGCCGCGCUGCUGCUGCCGGUGAGCGCUGAUCCCUUUUCCUGUUAAAAUUCGGACCUGGAAGAAAACAACUUAUUCGUGAGUAAAGACUGAAUCACUUGGAAUUACAAAUUUUAAAUGAGAAGGUUUAAAUUGACUUGAAUUUGGCUGAAAGCGGAGAGACGUGGAAACAGGAAGUCCGUCUUCCGCUGCCAUUGAACUUGGAAAAAAAAAGCAACUAAGGUGGAGGAGUGGAGGCUGAAAGAAAGAGACUUUAAACUCUACACAGCCAAGCAUCUAUGGAACUUACAAUUUAAAGUAAAACUAGCAAGUUAAAGAUUUGGACCUUUUAUUUGCACUUGACUUUCCCCUUUUAUUGGAUUACAAAUUGGAAGGUGAAACCCAGAGUCAGGAUUGCUUGAGCACUGUAACAGUGGGCUGUCAGUGUUUGACUUGGAUACUGUAUAUUAGAAGUUGCAACAAUCUGAGGGUAUUGAGACCUUUUAAAUUUGAAACAUUCUUUCUGGAGACAAAUAAGCACUGUCUGCAACAAAGUGAUUACUUUUAAACUCUGCUUAAUACUUAUAUUGGAAGGUUCUGGGACAUUAAAUCAGACUCUGAAAAGACAUUUUAAGCUCCCUCUAGAGGAUUGGAUUAAAACAGUGACUUUAUAAAUACAUUUACUUUCGAUUCCCUUGUUGUCUGCUUGCUCUGGGCCUCUCUAUUCCUGUGGGAAAACUCAGUGUGACCUUGACUGAUAGAUAACAUUGGAAUGAGUGGUACAAGAAGAAGAGGAAGAGUUAGACAAACAACUCUAACAAACCUAACCUCAGCCUCGCAGACACGUAGAUCAUCUGUGCCUACUUUGCCCUCAGAAGUACAACUUGAAGAAGCUGCCUUGCUACAGGCAAAAGAGGGAGAGGGUGAAGUAGAGCAGUUACAAUUGGAAGAUAUGGCCUCAGGAGCAUCUGUUUCUGUGCUAGAAAAAAUCUUUGAAAAAUUGGAAGCUUUGGACAAGAAAGUAGAUGCGCAAUCAGCAAAGAUUGAUAAAAAUACAGAUUGUCUAAACAAAUUAACUACACAGGUGGGACAGAAUACACAAGCAAUUGGACAGUUGACGGAGGCCUCAGUAGAAAACCGAAAAUUGGCUGAGGAUACCAGACAAAAAUUGGAAAAUUUAGAGCAAGAGGUAAGACCACUCACUAAACAAGUUGGGGAACAUCAGACUUAUCUUUCUAUGAUAGAACUGCGAAAUCGUGAGAAUAAUCUGAGGAUUAGAUCAUUACAAGAGGCAGAAGAAGGAAAUCUAACUGAGUUUUUGACCAAAGAACUUUCCAAGUUCUGGAAUUUGGAAGAAAAGGACUUUAAAAUUGUGUCAGCUUUCAGACUUGGAAGAUUUAUAAAGAAGGAGAGGCCCAGGGAUUGUUUGAUUACAUUGAGAUCGAAGGAGGAAAGGGAUAAGAUUUUGGGCCUACAUUACGAAAAGUCACUGGAAGUUUUGGAUAGAAGAAUUGAGAUAUAUAAAGAUAUCCCAAGACAACUGUUGGACCUUAGAGCCGCCUAUUCCGAACUUGCUAAACUAUUAAGGAGCAACGCAAUUCCAUUCAGGUGGGAUUUUCCCCAAGGAUUAUCUUUUACCUUUAGAGCGAGAAAGGUUAAAAUUAGAACAUUGGAAGAGAGAGAUAAAUUUCUGGCUACACACGGAGAGGACCUACAUAAAGGAAUCGAACUACCUUCCGGGCCUGAGGCAAAGCCAGCAUCAAUACCUCCACCUCGGGAACUUGAAGAUCAAGAGAAGACACCACCCCAGGAGAAAUAACCAGAUAGAUCCAGGAUGUCUCUGCAACUGUUGAGCUGGAAUAUUAAUGGUUGCAAUAUUCCGGAGAAAAGGAAGAAAAUAUUUCAUAUAUUAAAAAAAGAACAAUUGGACAUUAUUUGCUUACAAGAAACACAUGUGACGAGGCUCCACAGAAAAGUGUUAAUAAAUAAAAGAUUGGGCCAGGAAUUUAUUUCGUCGGAUAAAGUGAAGAAGAGAGGAGUGGUGAUAUAUGCAAAAGAGAGCCUGUCACCUAAAUUUCUAUUUAAAGAUGAACAUGGAAGGAUUUUGGCUAUUGAGAUACAAUAUCAAGGAGAGAAACUGCUGAUAUUAGGAAUCUAUGCGCCUAAUGAAGGGAAAUCGGAAUUUUACAAGAAGUUGCAGGGGACAAUGCUGGAUCAUCUGGAUUACAACAACAUCAUAAUGAUGGGAGACAUGAACGGGGUCGUGUCAACUAACAUGGACAAGUCGCAAAGUCAAAACAUCACAAAAGAUGGCAGACUACCUAAAACCUUUUUUGAAAUGACUGACAAUAUGGAUUUGAUCGACAUUUGGAGAACAAAGAACCCACUAGGUAGAGAAGGAACAUUCUUUCUGAAGCCCAACUGACCUGGACAAGAAUCGACCAAAUAUGGAUCUCUAGAGGCCUGGCACCUAGGGUUAGAAAAGUGGAAAUCUGCCCAAAGACCUGUUCUGACCACAACGCAGUAAAGAUGGACAUGACACUACUACCAACUGGAUCCUUUAGAUGGAAGAUGAAUGACAAUUUGUUUAGAGAUCAGGAAAUUACCAAGAAGGCCCAAAAAGUUUUGAAAGAUUAUUUUGAGAUAAAUAUGAACAAUUCGGUGGAAAAAGAAUCGUCUGGGACGCAAGCAAAGCUGUCAUGAGGGGAUUCCUGAUACAACAGAAUGUAGUAAAGAAAAAAACACAAAAUGAGAAAAAGACAAGAUUUAGGAUAAAAUAAAAGAAUUAGAGAAGAAAUUAAGAGUGAAUCCAAAGUCACAGCCAACUCUGAGAGAAAUUAAACUGUAUCAAACACAGUAUUCUAAAUUGAUAAAUCAGGAAAUUGAAUGGAAGAUCAAAUUAAUGAAACAAAAACGUUUGAGUCGGCGAAUAAAUGUGGAAAACUGCUAUCCUGGCAGUUGAAGAGAAGACAAAGAUUAAACACGGUUACAAAUUUAGAGGUUGAUGGAAGAAACAUUCAGAAUCCAGUGGACAUUAGAAAGUGUUUCCAGAGAUAUUUUAAAAAUUAUAUACCCAAGGGCCGCAAGACGAAGUUGAGAUUAAACAAUUUUUGGCAAAAAUGGAUUAUCUAAACUGUCACAAGAAAAUAGGACAAUCCUGAACUCUAAAAUAACACGACAGGAGAUUGAACAAGCUAUUCAGAACAUGCAACUUGGCAAAUCUCCAGGGCCAGACGGGCUGACCUCCAAGUAUUACAAGACACUAAAAGACUAUUUGAUACAACCCUUGAUGGAGGUUAGCAAUGAAAUUAUGGAGGGGAAGAGGGCACCGGAUUCGUGGAAGGAAGCGUUUAUCACAUUGAUACCAAAGUCAGAAACUGAAAAGACACAACUGAAGAACUACCGUCCCAUCUCCCUUUUAAAUGUGGAUUACAAAAUAUUUGCAGAUAUUUUGGCAAGUAGAUUUAAAAAGUUUUAAAUGAAGUAAUUCAUAAGGACCAGGCCGGUUUUCUCCCAGGUAGACAUUUGUUUGCUAACACAAGGAACAUUAUUGAUAUUUUGGAACUUCUCCAAACUGACAUAAAUACAAAAGCUGUUUUAAUUUUUAUAGAUGCGGAGAAGGCCUUUGAUAACAUCUCUUGGAAAUUUAUGAUGGGAAACUUAAAAGAGAUGGGAGUGGGACGGGGUUUUGAGAAUGGGAUUGAGGCGAUAUAUUCAGAACAGAAAGCAAAACUGAUAGUUAAUAAUGUGGUUACAGAAGAGUUCAAAAUUGAAAAAGGGACACGACAAGGUUGCCCUAUUUCCACUUUGUUAUUUAUUUCGGUCCUGGAAGUGCUAUUGAACAUGAUUAGAGGGGACCAGCUGGUGGAAGGAAUUCAGGUUGGUCAGAAACAAUAUAAAUUAAAAGCCUUUGCAGAUGACCUGGUUUUGACCUUGCAGAAGCCAGAGCCUAGUACGAAAAGAGUAUUACAAUUGAUUAAUGAUUUUGGUCGGGUGGCGGGAUUUAAAUUAAACAAACAGAAAACUAAGGUUUUGGGGGAAAAAUCUGACUGAGACAGAGUCAGAACGGUUUCAGAAUGAGACGGAACUUACUGUGGUUAAACACGUAAAAUACCUAGGGGUAAACAUAACAGCCAAAAAUCUAAGUCUAUUUAAGGAUAAUUAUGAAAAAUGUUGGACAGAAAUUAAGAGAGACUUAGACAGUUGGUCAAAAUUGAAACUUUCUUUGUUAGGCCGAAUUGCUGCGAUUAAGAUGAAUGUAUUGCCAAGAAUGUUGUUUUUAUUUCAAACACUGCAGGUAUUGGACAAAAUGGAGUGCUUUCAGAAGUGGCAGAGAGACAUUUCGAAGUUUGUCUGGCAGGGCAAAAGCCCAGAAUUAAGUUUAAGAUACUAACCGAUGCAAAACAAAGAGGGGCUUUGCCCUGCCGGACUUAAAGUUGUACUAUGAAGCCGCAGCGUUCUGCUGGCUAAAAGACUGGCUACUUCUUGAAGACACUGAUGUGUUAGAUUUGGAGGGGUUUAACAAUGUUUUUGGAUGGCAUGCAUAUUUAUGGUAUGACAAAGUUAAAGCAAAUAAGGCCUUUAAGAACCAUAUUGUUAGAAAAUCACUGUUUAAUGUCUGGACAAAAUAUAAAGACUUGCUGGAAAAUAAAACACCAAGGUGGCUUUCACCUUUGGAAGCUAAGGCCCGAAAAAGACCCAAUAUGGAGGCCAAAUGGCCAAAAUAUUGGGAAAUACUAGAAAAGAUGGAGACAAUUGGAAAUUGCAGAGCUUGGAGAAAAUGAAAGACAAAGUGCGAGAUUGGUUACACUAUGCUCAGAUUAAAGAAGUUUUUAAAAGUGAUAAGAAACUAGGGUUCCAGGUGGAGAAAUCGAAAUUAGAAACAGAAUUGUUAGAACCAAAGACUAAGAUACUUUCAAGGAUGUAUAACUUGCUGUUGGAAUGGAAUACACAAGAUGAAAUGGUUAAAUCGGCUAUGAUAAGGUGGGCACAGGAUAUUGGGUAUAAUAUUAUGUUUGAGGACUGGGAAAGGCUGUGGAGUAAUGGAUUGAAAUUUACUGCAUGUAAUGCUUUGAAAGAAAAUGUAAUGAAAAUGAUUUAUAGAUGGUAUAUGACCCCAGUCAAACUCGCAAAAAUUUACCACCUGUCUGAUAACAAGUGCUGGAAAUGCAAAGAGUGUGAAGGAACGUUCUUUCACCUCUGGUGGACAUGCCCUAAAGUGAAGGCGUUCUGGGAAAUGAUUUAUAAUGAAUUGAAAAAGGUAUUUAAAUAUACUUUCACUAAGAAACCAGAGGCCUUCCUUUUGGGUAUUGUCAGCCAAGGGGUGGCAAAGAAGGACCAGACAUUUUUAUGUAUGCAACAACAGCAGCAAGGAUACUACUCGCAAAACAUUGGAAAACCCAAGAUCUACCCACACUGGAAGAAUGGCAGAUGCAACUGAUAGACUAUAUGCAACUGGCUGAAAUGACUGGCAGAAUCCGUGACCUGGGAGAAGAGAGAAUCGAGGAGGAUUGGAAGAAAUUUAAGAACUACCUACAAAAACAUUGUGAUUUGAUUGAAUGCUGAAUAAGAUGCUGGACUAAAUAACUGAGCACCACUUAACUUAGAAAUUUUUAAGGAAACAAGAAAAGUUGUGAAAGUUUAACUCUUUAUGAGAACUUUAAGAUUAUGAAAUAUCGAAGAGAUAUAAGAAUUUAAAUAAGAUGAUAAAUUGCUGACAAAAUGUUAUAAUGAUGAAGGUGGGAGCGGGAGAUGUGAGGAAGUCCAAAGAAAAUGUGAAAUUAUGUUAAGACGAAUGCUAUAUUGUUUAUUACAUUUAUUUCUAUUGUAAAACCCAAUAAAUUGUUUUAAAAAAAAAAAAGAAAAGUUAACUGCCCUUAAGGAAUUAAUUCUACAGCUGCUUCUCCUUAAGAAGGUCACCCUUAGGCAGAUUCAAUCGCUUCUGGGUCAUCUUAACUUCGCGUGCCGGGUGGUGUCCCCUGGCCUCCCCUUUUGUGGGUGUUUAGCAAGGUUGUCAGCAGGACUGUGGGCUCCCCAACACAGAGUGCGCCUUUCUAAAACGGUCAAGUCUGACCUGAAGGUUUGGUUAAAGUUCUUGGACAUGCACAAUGGCAUUUCAUUGUGGCCGGAUAAUAUAUUGCUUCAGGCAGACUUUCAGGUACAGUCUGACGCAGCUGGUUCCUUAGGGUUCGGCAUCUACAUUAAAGGGCAGUGGUGUGCGCAGCAGUGGCCCUCUACCUGGCAGGGAAAGCCUAUAACUUUCCCUAGAAUUUUUUUCCAAUUGUAAUUGCGGUACACUUGUGGGCAGGGGAGUUUAAAAACCACUGGGUAUGUUUUUGUUUCUUUGUUUUUUUGUUUAAAUUAUAUUUAUUAAAAUUUCACAAAGAAAGAAUCACAUCAACAAAAAAGAAAAAUUCAAAAAGAAAAAGAAAAACACACAAUGCAAAAUACAAAAAGAAAAAAGAAAAAACAGUUAAAAACAAUUCCCUCUUUUCAUCACUACUUUUACAUUUACUUGUUUCCUGGACCUCCUCAUACCUCCCUCUUUUGUAUUCCAAUUCAGUUUGUUAGUCCAGCAAUUCCUUUCUUAAUCCCAAUCCUUAAUCUUAAUAUAAUAUAACAUUAAAUUUUUACCUAUUUUAAAAACCAAUUUUUCCAUUCUUGUAACCUUUUUAAUCCUAAUCCUUAAUCUUGAUAUAUUUAUAACUUUAAAGCCUGUACAGCUAGAAGCCACUUAAUUUCAAUCCAACAUCACUCUAACAUUCAUUAAUUUUGCAAUAUUUCUGUAAAUAAUCUUUGAAUUUCUUCCAGUCUUCUUCCACUGACUCUUCUCCCUGGUCACGGAUUCUGCCAGUCAUUUCCGCCAAUUCCAUGUAGUCCAUCAUUUUCAUCUGCCAUUCCUCCAGUGUGGGUAGCUCUUGUGUCUUCCAAUACUUUGCGAUGAGUAUUCUUGCUGCUGUUGUAGCAUACAUAAAGAAAGUUCUAUCCUUUUUUAACACCGGUUGGCCGACUAUGCCCAGGAGAAAGGCCUCUGGUUUCUUCAAGAAGGUAUAUUUAAAUACCUUUUUUAAUUCAUUAUAUAUCAUCUCCCAGAAAGCCUUAAUCUUUGGGCACGUCCACCAAAGGUGAAAAAAUGUACCUUCAGUUUCUUUACAUUUCCAACAUUUAUUAUCAGGCAAAUGGUAGAUUUUUGCAAGCUUAACUGGGGUUAUGUACGACCUGUAUAUCAUUUUCAUAAUAUUCUCUCUUAGGGCAUUACAUGCCGUAAACUUCAUACCUGUGGUCCAUAACUGUUCCCAGUCAGCGAACAUGAUGUUAUGUCCAACAUCUUGUGCCCAUUUAAUCAUAGCAGAUUUCACCGUUUCAUCCUGUGUGUUCCAUUUCAGCAGCAAGUUAUACAUUCUUGACAAAUUCUUAGUUUUGGGUUCUAACAGUUCUGUUUCUAAUUUUGAUUUUUCCACCUGGAAGCCAAUUUUCUUAUCCAAAUUGUAUGCCUCCAUUAUCUGAUAAUAAUGAAGCCAGUCUCGCACUUUGUUUUUAGUUUUCAAAACUCUGCAAUUUCAAUCUGUCUCCAUCUUGUUCCAAAAUUUCCCAAUAUUUUGGCCAUUUGACCUCCAUAUUGAGCUUUUUCAAGGUUUUCGCUUCCAUUGGUGACAGCCACCUUGGAGUUUUGUUUUCCAAUAAAUCCUUGUAUCUUAUCCAAACAUUAAACAGUGCUUUCCUGACAAUAUGGUUUUUAAAUGCUUUAUGCGCUUUGACCUUGUCAUACCACAGAUAUGCAUGCCACCCAAAUACGUUGUUAAAACCUUCUAAAUCCAAAAUGUCAGUGUUUUCAAGAAGCAGCCAUUCUUUCAACCAGCAGAAAGCUGCUGAUUCAUAGUAAAGUUUAAGGUCUGGCAGGGCAAAUCCACCUCUAUCCUUUGCAUCUGUUAGUAUUUUAAAUUUUAUUCUGGGCUUCCUGCCCUGCCAGACAAAUCUAGAAAUAUCUCUCUGCCACCUCUCGAAACAGUCCAUUUUGUCCACAAUUUGCAAUGUUUGAAACAAAAACAACAUUCUAGGCAAUACAUUCAUUUUUACGGCAGCAAUGCGACCCAGCAGUGAAAGCUUCAAAUUUGACCAGAUUUCUAAGUCUUUUUUCACUUCAGCCCAACAUCUUUCAUAGUUAUCUUUAAAUAAGUUCCCAUUUUUUGCUGUCAAGUUAAUCCCCAAAUAUUUAAAACCACUGGGUAUGUUUUUGGACAGACAAUCAAGCGGUUGUCUCCGUCCUAUCAAAACAAUCACCGCGUUUCCCCAGGGUGGCAGCACUGCUCCGGUCCUUUGUCCUUUUGUGCCUAAAGCUAAACAUUUAUUUCUCGGCUAAGUUUGUACCUGGGGUUAGUAAUGACAUCGUGGAUGCUCUAUCUCGUUUUCAGAUGGACUCGUUAGCGCCAGAGGUGCAGCAAUUACCACAACUGUCAGGGAACUGCCAUCGGCUCGGGGGGAGAGGGGAAAAGCCAGAUGGAUUACAGAGAGCCCCCAAAGAACAUGGAGGAGAGUAACCACGGCUCCAGUGAAGAGGAGCUUCAGGGCUCGGAGGAGGCGAGGCGGUGCCAGGACACCUUGCCUGGGCAAAGCGGGGAGGAGAGAGGUCCUCCGUUACCCACACCCUCCUUGCUCAGUAAGCUUUCGCGCCGAGAGGGGAGGCACAGACUGGGUGUCAAGAAACUACUUUGAAGUCUUGAAGGGAGUAUUGGCAUCUGUAGCCCUGUCCACGCUUAGAUCAUAUAAAAAGGCCUGGUCGGAUUUUUUGGAGUUUCGUAAUAAGUUUAAGAAUGUUAGGCUUGACACCCCCCAUGCAAAGGCCGAGGUGCUUCAAUAUAUGGUACAUUUUAGGGAUUUGGGCCGCGCAGCAAAGACACUUAACAUACAGUCUGCUGCAAUAUUGUUCUUUUGUAAGGCUAUUUACUCAAUAGACCCUUGUGCGGACUUCCUUGUGCGAAAGGCAUUAGAGGGUUGGCGCUGGCUACAGCCUCCCAGCAGCGAUGGUAGAAGACCCAUAACUUACAACAUUCUGUGCCAAAUUCAUAAAAAAUUAAGAAGCAUUUGUUGGUCCAAAUACGAGGCGCGUUUAUUUUCCCCGCAGUAAGGGGAAUCCUUUUAAAGAACUUGACCUUAUCUUGUUCCAAUUUGGUUCUGCAUGUCCGUUGCUCAAAAACAGAUCAACAGGGAAAGGGAGCCCUUAUCCGGCUUCAAGCAACGCAUAAUAGGGGGCCUUGCCUGGUAAAGGACACUAGGCGUUUUUUGUAUUUUAUUUUUUUUUAAAAAAAUGAUAUUUAUUGAGAAUUUUAAAAUUACAAAGAAAAAAGAAGGAAAAAACAAGAGAAAGAGAAAAAGAAAAAAGGUAGAUAAAAAUAACAAUUAAACAAUACAAAUCAAUAAAAACCAAAGUCAAAAAGAGAAAACAAAACACACAAUACAUCAAAAUCAAAAAGCAAAAAUAAACAAAAAAUUUAAAAACAAAUCCAAUAUUCCCAAAUCCUUAACUUUCAUUAACUUAUUUCAUCGACCUCCUCACACCUCCCUUUUUUGUAUUCUAGUUGUUAAUUGUCUCAGCAAAUCCUUUCCAUCUUUCACAAUAUUCUGUCAUUAAAUUACCUUAAUCUAUUUUAACCUUAUCUUACCAUAAAAAACCCUAAAGCUUAAAACUUAAAUCUUAUUUAUACCAAAUUCUUUUAACCAUAACAUAUUCUUACAUAAUUCUUUUUAACAUUUCUGCUAAAGCCAAAUAAUUUCAUUCCAACAUUUUUCUAAUACUCAUUAAUUUUACGAUAAUUUUCUAAAUACAUUUUUAAAACUUUCUUCCAAUCUUCAUCCAUCGUCUCUUCUUCCUGGUCUCGGGUUUUGUCAGUUCUUUCUAUCCCAUCCAUCUAGUCCAUCAACCUGGUGACCUUGUAUCCGAGGCUCUUAAGUCUUUUCCAUGUCCCUUCCGCAGGUCUUCUUCAUGUUUAUACCUGUACUUUACUUUGUCUUCUGCUGAUCUUAUUCUUAAUUUCCUUCCUUUCACUUGGGGAGACUCCAACUUGACAAUAUCUUUGUCCCUUCUCGACAAGUCAGCCCCUUUUCCAUAGUCAACACUGAAAUCCAUGUAAUAUUUAAAGGCAUGUUUCAAAGUCCCUCCAAAGUUAAGGGCCCCCACUACUCCGAUCUACACCCGGCCCAAAGCAAGAAUAGAAAGAUCAAAACAUCCCUGCAUAGGGGGAUCCAUCCAGCCCCCCAUCUCCAAGCCAAACAGAACUCCAUCUCUCCAAAUCUGACUUUUUCCAGGUUCAUUCGUCAAAUCCAACAACUCAUGUUCCUGCUGGGCCGCAGCUCUCUCCAUUUCUGCUACUUGAGGUUCAGCAACAACCUCCUCCUUUAUCUGAUCUGUCAAAGCACAUUCCUGGAUUAAUUCCUGAGUGGGUUCUAUAUAGGUACUCACUGCCUGUCCAAAAUUUCCAACUGCAACAGUCAUCAAAUCCAUCUUCUCAUGUAACUGUUCCAAUAAAGCACUUGUCUUGCAGAGAGCAAGCACCAAAGCCUCCUCUAAGCACAUUCUUGUUCAAGGUCGAAGUCUGGUCCCACGAUCUUUAAUCUCUACAGCUGCAAAGCUCCCCAGUUCGACUCUAAUAACAGUUUAACAGGCUCCCUCUAGGGGAAACAAUUUCUAUUUGUAUCCAUCUUUUUUUUUUUUUUUUAAAAAAAAGCAGAUCUAGCAACAAAGUUUUCCUUUUUCGGCGUUUUUUGUAUUUGAGACCAAAUAUUGCUGGCCCAUUCCUCAUACAUGCAGAUGGCUCCCACCUGGCAAGACAUCAGUUCACAUGUGUUAUGUUGUGCGAGUUUAGAUUAUAGGCCACAGAAACCGGGCUAGAAACCGUGCCAUCAACUGUGGCCUAGGGUGCAAGCUGCCACGAAACGUUGAAGUUUCCUGGAUCAUUCGGAGGGGGAUGCACUGGGUGGAAUUUAUGCCGGCAGUGAGAGCCAGAGCCGCUUUGGAAGGCCCCCCGAAUGCCCUGGUCAUUCAGCUGGGUGAAAAUGAUUUGGCCUAUCAAAAAGGCGUGGACUUGAUGUGGAGCGUUUACAAUGACUUUGGUGAUUUGAUCGCCUCAUUCCCAAACGUUGCCCUAAUUUGGUCAUCACUGCUGGAGAGGCGGGUUUGGAGGGACUGUUGGUGCCCUAUUGCAGUAAACAAAGCCAGAAAGAUUCUGGAAUGUGCGGUGGCGUGUAGAGUGGCAGCACGGGGGGGCGGCGGGUCAUUGACCACCCCAAUAUCCAGUUCAACAAGGUGGCCCUCUACCGAGAGGAUGGCGUGCAUCUUUCCGAUGAGGGAAAAGAUGUCUGGUUGGCUGAUAUAUCUUCCGGGAUUAGGGAUUGGUUGCAGGUUUGAGGGUAUUGGCGGUGAGCUUUUGCUCGAGUGGCGGUGAGGCAUUGCUAUGGGUAUUGUUAUGUAGAUGAAGGGGGGAGGAAGCGCCAUCACCUCCCCCGCAUACUAAAGGGUAGUCCGGUAAAGGAUUCAAGGGGGCGUGGACCUCUCCAAAGCCUAUGGAGGUGAGGGCCUAAGGCACACCCCCGAGCGGUGACCCUGGGGGAGUUCCUAGUUGAUGUGCAUCAGUAGGACUCCCUCUACUGGUGGUUAACCCUUCCCGGACUUCAAGCAAUCAGGCUGAAGCUGGAUAGUUGGUUAAGACCAAUGCCUAAGCCAAUAACGCUCAUCAUCUGUAACCAAUAAAGUUGUGGCCAAUUUUUGCCCAUUAACCUAAAAUAACGGUGUCAUGUGUCAUUAUUUCCACUGGGGGGAGGCAAGAACUCACCACGCAACAUUCUUUAUGCCUUGCAGGAAUGAAAAGAUUAUUCAAAUAUUCAAUUAAACCGUGAAUAGGGUUUCUUCUCCAAACCAGGUGAGUUGAUCAAGACGACAUAAAGCAUUUAAAAACCACAUUGUCAGGAAAGCGUUGUUUAAUGUUUGGAUAAGAUACAAGGAUUUAUUGGAAAAAAAAACCCCAAGGUGGCUGUCACCGAUGGAAGCGAAAGCUCUGAAAAGGCUCAAUAUGGAGGCCAAUUGGCUGAAAUAUUGGGAAAUUUUGGAACAAGAUGGAGAUAGACUGAAACUGCAGAGUUUUGAGAAACUAAAAAACAAAGUGCGAGAUUGGCUUCAUUAUUAUCAGAUAAUGGAGGCAUAUAAUUUGGACAAGAAAAUUGGCUUCCAGGUGGAAAAAUCAAAAUUAGAAACAGAACUGUUAGAAUCCAAAACUAAGAAUUUGUCAAGAAUGUAUAACUUGCUGUUGAAAUGGAAUACUCAGGAUGAAACGGUGAAAUCUGCUAUGAUUAAAUGGGCACAAGAUGUUGGACAUAAUAUUAUGUUUGCUGACUGGGAACAGUUAUGGACCACAGGUAUGAAGUUUACGGCAUGUAAUGUCCUAAGAGAGAAUAUUAUGAAAAUGAUAUACAGGUGGUACAUGACCCCAGUCAAGCUUGCAAAAAUCUAUCAUUUGCCCGACAAUAAAUGCUGGAAAUGUAAAGAAACUGAAGGUACAUUCUUUCACCUUUGGUGGACGUGCCCAAGGAUUAAGGCCUUCUGGGAAAUGAUAUAUAAUGAACUGAAAAAGGUAUUUAAACAUACCUUCUUGAAGAAACCAGAGGCCUUUCUCCUAGGCAUAGUCGGCCAAUUGGUGCCAAAGAAGGACAGAACUUUUUUUAUGUAUGCCACAACAGCAGCAAGAAUACUCAUUGCAAAGUAUUGGAAGACACAAGAUUUACCCACUCUGGAAGAAUGGCAGAUGAAGCUGAUGGACUAUAUGGAACUGGCAGAAAUGACUGGCAGAAUCCGAGACCAGGGAGAAGAGUCGGUGGAAGAAGAUUGGAAGAAAUUCAAAGAUUAUCUACAGAAAUAUUGUAAAAUUAAUGAAUGUUAGAAUGAUGUUGGAUAGUAAUUAAGUGGUUUCCAGCUGUAAUGCUUUAAGGGAAUAUGAAAAAAGGGUUAUAAAUAGGUAAAAAAUUAAUAUUAUUACUUUUAAAGGAUUUGCUGAACCAACAGAUUGAAGUGGAAUACAAAAAAUGGAGGUAUGAGGAGGUCCAGGAAAUAAGUCAAAGGAAAAUAAGUAAUGGAAAAUCUGUGUGUUUUUAACUAUUUUUAUUUUGUAUUUUUGUCAUUUUUUUAAUUUUUAUUGUAAUAUUUUAAAAAUCUUAAUAAAUAUCUUAUAAAAAAAUAAAUAAAUAACUCUGCUCUGUGUGAAGAAGUAUUUUCUUUGAUCUGUCCUGAAUCUUCCAAUUUUCAGCUUCAUUGGAUAUCCCCAUAUUUUAGCGUUAGGAGACAGGAAGAAAAGUUUUUCUCUGUCCACUUUCUCUGUGCCACGUGUAAUUCUAUGAACAUCUAUGUUGCUGCCUCUUUCUCAUUUUUUCUCUACACAAAAAAGUCCCAAAUGCUGCAACCUUUCUUCACAGGGGAGUCCCUACUCUGGGCUUCCAAAUUUCAGUGGCGGCCUGUGCAACGCCAAAAUCCAGCCCCCCCAACCUAUUGCCUUCCGUUUCAUAUUGUUGCAGCACCCCCCACAGUGCCCUCUCAGCUCAGCGCCCAGUGCAGACAAACUGGUUGCGCUCCCCUAAAUCCACCUCAUCCUUUGGGUUGCCCUUUUCUGAACUUUUCCCAAUUGCGCAUCCCUUUUUGAGGCCAGGGCACCAGAAGUGUUGCGCCACAGACUUGUAUAAUGCCAUUGUGAUACUGGCACACCACCUUUUGGGAAGGCCUUGUUGGCCUUUAGUUGGACUGGAUCCAGAACUUGGCAUGGCUGAGAGAAGCAUGUCCUGAGUGUUUUUAUAGGGAUGGGAGCCAUGCAGUCCUCUAACUGCCAUCAGCCCUGGCCAGCCUGGUCAGGGACUAUGGGAGCUGUGUGUCCAGCAAUGUUUGGAGGGCACCAGGCCUUCCAGAACUGCUUUACAGGGGACACAAGGGCAGGUCCCUGCCCCAAGGAGCCUACAGCCUAAAAUUCUACCCAGGUGGAAUGCAGCAGGAACCAUUAUGUUGCUGUUGUUGUUUUCAGUUACAGGUGGUUAGGCUCGGUUGUAUCCCCUGGGAACUGUGUGCAAGCCUUAGGGUGAGAUGCCACUGAAUCCAGGCUGUCCACAGUUAUCUGCAAGACCCCUGGGGGAAGGAGAUGUCUCUUGAGACAUUGGCUGACAUUUGAGGGCCUUUUGACAGCAAAUCUGGGCCCUGAAGGAGGGCUGCCCCUCAUGGUGCCCCCAUCUCCAACAUUGCUGCUGGAUGCCUUGAGAGUCUACAAAAUGAGACCUUGCCGCUUCCCCAGAGAAGGUUCUAGGAAGGGAUCUCGAGGAAAAGCAGAUCUGCAAAAAGGCUCCUGGGGGAGGGCAAUAGCUCAGUGGAAGAGCUUCCGUUUUGCAUGCAGGAGGUCCUGGGUUCAAUCCUCAUUAGGUAGGCCUGGGAGGGGGCAAUAUUUCCUGCCAUGGAGAGCCAUGGCUGCCAGUAAGUGUAGAAGGUACUGAUCUUUUUUUAAAGAAUUCUCUCCAUGCUUUAAUUUUAAAAACAUAACAAAACAAAUACAAAGCAGAACAAUAUGCAUCAUCCCACAAAGGGCAAUCCAGUAAUUAACACUCCAUACAUACACACUGAAAAAAGAAAAUAUUAAGUUCAUCCAUCGCUAAUUCUAACGUAACUUCCGACCCCCCCACUGUGGUUCCUAAAUUUCAUUAUGCUGCGCACUUACCUUUAUCUCUCCUAAGUUCUUCUGUUAUUUUAAUUCUGUAAUGAUUUCUUAAUCCAUUCAGAAAUCAAUCCAGGCCUGCCAAAGAAUUUAUGUUAUUACAAUGUUCUUUUAAAUAUUCUCUGUAGAUAUUCCACUCUUUAUUAAAUACCGUAUUUUUCGCUCUAUAAGAUGCACCUUUCCCCUCCUAAAAAGUAAGGGGAAAUGUGUGUGCAUCUUAUGGAGCGAAUGCAGGCGGGAGGCUCUGCUCAGCGCUCCCUUUAAAGAGCCAUGUGGAGCGUGUGUGGCCCUUCUCCCUCCUCAGGGAAAAGCGCCCAAGAGCACACACUCUGCGCGCUCUUUAAAGGGAGCGCGGUUCUUGGGGGAGCCUUAGCCGCGCGCAGCCUCUCCCAGGCAGGGGAUGAAGGCUCCCCUUCCUCGGGAGAGGCUGCACACGGCUAAGCCAGAAGUCAGGACAGCCUGCAGGAUUGAUCCCGCUCGCUGUCUUGGUUUAUGGGAUAGCUGUGCGCUAUCCAAAAGCCAGAACAGCGAGAGGGAGCGCUGUGCAGUGCUCCCUCUUGCUGUUCUAGCUUCUGUCUCAGCCAUGCGAAGCCUCCGCAUGGCAGCCCUGCGGAGGCUUCGUGCGGCUAUCCCUGGCUUUUGCGGGAGGUGGGGGAAGGGACAGAGUGCGCGGCUCUGUCCCUUCCCCCACCUCCCAGAAAAGCCCCCAAGAGCCGCGCUCCCUUUAAAGAGCACGCGGCUCUUGCGGGAGGAAAGCCAGUAGGCUUGCUUUCGCUGACCCCAGGAGGGCAAGAGGGAUCGGCGUGCACCGAUCCCACUUGCUCUCCUGGCUUCAGGGAUAGCCCCGCAAAGCCUCCUGAGCGAAGAUGGAGGAGCGCUAUCUCUUAGCUCAGGAUGCUUUGCAUUGCUUUCUUAUUUCUUGUUUUCCUCCCCUAAAAACUAGGUGCGUCUUAUCAUCCGGUGCGUCUAAUAGAGCGAAAAAUAUGGUGCUUGAUCUGUAUGGUCUCAGAAUCUUGCUAGUUCUGCAUAUUCUAGCAUUUUAUUUUGCCAGUCUAAUUUUAAGGGAAUAGAAUCUCCUUUCCAUACCUUAGUAAUUAGAAUCCUAGCUGCUGCUACCGCAUACAUAAAGAUUUUCCUUACCUUUUUGAGGAUUUCAUUGCUCAUUAUGCCUAGCAAGAAGACUUCGGGCUUCUUUGGGUUGGAACAUCUAAACAAUUUUUUAAGUUCAUUGUAGAUUGUUUCCCAAAAUUCUCUGAUAUUUUUGCCGUUCCACCACAUGUGGAUCAUGGUGCCUUCCGCCUCCCUGCAUCUCCAACAGAUGUUUGAUCUAGAUUUAUACAUUUUGGCCAGUUUUACAGGUGUUAAGUACCAUCUGUGGAGCAUCUUCAUGAAAUUCUCUUUCAAAUCGUAGCACACUGUGAAUUUUAGGUCCUCCAACCACAACCUCUCCCAUGAUUCCAUCUGGAUGUUGUACCCAAAGUCUCUGGCCCAUUGUACCAUGACAGAUUUCACUUCUUCCUCCUUGACCUCCCAGUCAAGGGGGCACCUGUACAUGUUAGAGAGUGUUUUUUUGUGUGUGUUUAUUUAAUAAUAAUAAUAAUAAUAAUAAUAAUAAUAAUAACAAUAAUAAUAAUAAUAAUAAUAAUAAAUCUUAUUUAUACCCCGCCCUCCCCGGCAGGUGGGCAACAGCUUAAGAGGGAUGUGCUUAUCACUGCACCUUCACACCUGUCUCUGUCAUCCUCCUACCCCUUGCUCUUUGGCUGAGCUGCUUCAGGCACCUUGGAUAAUGGUUUCCAUGUUGGCUGAGCCCUAUUGUCACCUGGGAAGGCCAAGCAGAUUAAACCCCAAUCCCUCCAGCCAGUGUUUAGAGAGGAACACAAUAUAGUGGCUUUGAAGUGGUGGUUUGUUUAGGGAACAUCAGAAUGUAAGAAGAAAAACCGCUUGUCAGAUAUGGUUUAUUUAUCUCGUAUAGCCUUUGCCAGCCUGAUGCUGCCUGGGAGCCUUGGGGAACUGUACUGCUAAGCAUCUGCAGAGCAUAAGGCUGGCAAGGUCAGUCCCUGUUCAUCCUGGCAGAUGGCCAGAUGAAGCUUAUGAAGGUAGGAAGAGCCAUUAGCUGGAUCAGGCCAAUGUGUUAUCUAGUCCUGUUCUCACAGUGGCUGACUAGAUGCUUGUGGGAAACCAGCAAGCAGGAUCCUUGCACAAGAGCAGAUCUCCCCUCCUGUGGUUUCCUGCAUCUGGUAUUCAGAAGCAUUGCCGCCUCUGACCAUGGAGGCAGAGCACAGUAAUUGUGGCUCGUCUCCUCCUCCUCCAUGGAUUUGUCCAAACCUCCAUCAAGGCUCUCCAAAUUGGUGGCCAUCAUUGCCUCCUGUGGGAGGGAGUUCCAUAGUUUAAUGAUGCGCUGCAUGAAGAACUACUUCCUUUUCUCUGUCCUGAAUCUUCCAACAUUCAGCUUCAUUGGAUGCCCAAGAGUUCUGGUGUCAUCAUGUUAGAGGGAGGAAAAAAACUCCACUUUCUGCACACCACAUGCAAUUGUAUAUGCUUCCGUCAGGUCACCUCCAGUCACCUUUUCUCUACACUAAAAAGACCUGAACGCUGCAGGCUCUCCUCACAGGGAAGCCUCUCCAUCAACCUCAGCCGUUUUGCAGAUAUCAGCAGAUGGCUUGUGCGAGCUUUGCAAGUGACACCUUCCAUGUUUGUGGCCUGUGCGUCCAGGAGCAAGCCCCUCCAUUCAAGAGAGGUUACCCCAUUCAAUGCGCCCCCCCUUAUCCCCCCCCCCCGCCGAUGUGAAACUUGUGGAGAAUUCAAGUGUGGUGAAGGAAGCCCCGGAAAAGGCCAAUGCAGCCCUGAUGGAGUACACCCUCUGCAACUACCCACACGCCACAGACAGGUUCCGCCAGCUUCUGAUGCAGCUGGCCGACGUCCGGUCCCUGAGCAUGCAAGCGGAGGAGUACCUGUACCACAAGCACCUGAGCGGGGACGUGCCCUGCAACAGCCUCCUGAUUGAAAUGCUCCAUGCCAAGCGGACUUGA
Podarcis lilfordi (Lilford's wall lizard) is the source of this 20062-nucleotide messenger RNA. The record is from the annotation of a GenBank genome assembly. NCBI's taxonomy places the organism in Eukaryota, Metazoa, Chordata, Lepidosauria, Squamata, Lacertidae.